UUAACCAACCGCCACUGUUAUAGCCAUCGAAAAUGAGAAUCUGUCACGGCAGCCGUUGUGGCAGCAAAGGAAUCCAAAGAGUUUUAUUGCUUUUGCUGUUUCUGCAAAGCCUCAACGCCGCUCUGGCCACACUCGGACCACCGCAGGCGUUGCAAGAGAGGAAGGCGGCGGAGAAGGUGUUAUCACGCAAACGGCGUUAUGUAGCCUUUCCGGAUGGUUCCUCUUUGUCGGCUUCCAUUUGUUUGACCAUCGGCGUUAUUGGCAAUCCCAUUGUGGAAUAUCUCAGUUGGGCUGAAAAUUGGGGUGUCGCUUAUGACUUACCCAACUACGCUUGGGUUAAGGAGCAUACGCGUGGUUUUAAGAAGGACAAGGAUGAGAACAAGACAAAGGCGAUGGCGAUGCGACGUUCAAGACGUGAUUUAUUUGGUAAACUCGAGACACUUAUUGAGAACAUGGGCUUUAAUGGAAAUGCUUGUAUUGCGCGUGCGCUUUGUGAAAGCUCUAAAUAUUUACAAGAUGCUCGUCAGGGUAGAGGAAAUAUGAUGACGGAAAUAAUCAAAACCAUUUUUAGUCUGCCCACCGAGCCGGUGUUUGGGGAAGAACCGGAUGUUAUGCACCACUAUGAUCGCAUCUAUAAAAGAGCACGCCGUGAUGUACUCGAUUGUAGUGUUGAGCAUGCGCAAUGCCAUUUUUCAUUAUUAGAAAUGGCAUUUGGCAAAUAUUCGAUAGCACCAAAGCGGCAAAGUCCUCAGCUGUUAGCGAACAUGCCGGAGGGACGAGGUUUCAUGUAA
This is a messenger RNA of Ceratitis capitata (Mediterranean fruit fly), 791 nucleotides long. RefSeq lists its product as uncharacterized. Bases 33 to 791 code for a protein of 252 amino acids. The transcript has 4 exons. The record is from RefSeq and is a predicted model, not a curated record. Lineage: Eukaryota; Metazoa; Arthropoda; Insecta; Diptera; Tephritidae.